Messenger RNA from Entrophospora sp. SA101, 174 nucleotides. The record is from the annotation of a GenBank genome assembly. NCBI's taxonomy places the organism in Eukaryota, Fungi, Glomeromycota, Glomeromycetes, Entrophosporales, Entrophosporaceae.
AUGGACAAAAGACCCAAACAAGCCAGUCAUUUCAUGGUCAUUUUCUCGGUGUCAUUUUAUCUCACAACCGCACUUGUUAUGGUUUUUGUAAAUAAGGCAAGGCUUCAACAGGCAAAGAAAGAACCAAAUGCAAUAGAUUGUAUCAUACAUACCUUAGAAGUAGACAGAGAAUAG